UUCGCAAGUUGCAAGUCAACAUUACGUUUUUGUAACCAGAAUAAUAAACUUAAUUAUCUACCGAUAUUCACAAAUUAAAUCUGGCCACCCUGACUACCUACAAAAACAACUUCGACUGCCAGUUGUUCACUUCAAGUACACCAUCGAGGCAGUUUAAAAAUAUUCGUUGUUUUGAAUAAUUUUCCACCAGCUGCCCAACAUACCAUGACUGCCGCUGCAAGAUGAGCUCCUCUGAUUACCUGAACAGCACCCAGAACCUGGUCCACCCGGACUGGGAGGUAGUGGACCCAACACCGAACAUACACAUCUUGUUCCCAAUCUUCGACCGAAAAUUCUUCCAGUGUAAGUUGGUUUGCGUUCAGCUAGAGUGGAGUAAACGGAUGUACAGUUGUGCCGGAAUCUGCUACCAACGCUCAAACCGGCUGGGUAAGAGUUGUAUCAUUCGGUUGAGCGAGCCGCUACUAAAACUGCGAUCCCGAAAAGAUCUAAUCGAAACACUGCUCCACGAGAUGAUCCAUGCAUACUGCUUCGUGCUAGGCAUUCGAGAAGGAAACGGAGGACAUGGUCCGAACUUCAAGAAGAUCAUGAAUGGAAUCAAUCGGAUAGCAGGAACCAAUAUAACCGUCUAUCACACAUUCCACGAUGAAGUAAACCUAUAUAAAACACACUGGUGGAAAUGUAAUGGAGUCUGCCGGAAUCGUGCACCACACUAUGGGACGGUGAAAAGAUCUGCAAAUCGAAAACCAGGACCUUCGGACUUUUGGUGGGCCGAACAUCAAAGAACCUGUGGGGGAGAGUUUCUGAAGAUUAAGGAACCAGAACCCAAACGGAAGAAAGCUACCGCCAACAAAGAGAAUGCACUGACCGGAAAAACUCUCUUCGAGAAAAAGAUCAACAAAAGUCCCGUUAAAAAAAUACCGGAAAAUAGUAGAAUAUCAAACUAUUUCGAUUCGACGUCAAAAACAGGAGGAUCGACAAACCCCAGCGGUUUUAAGAAACCGUUCACGGGAACGGUAGCUAAUUCUGGAGGUCGGACCGUGGUAGUUCGGAAGCCACCGGUUUUAAAUACGAAAAAAUCACAGCCACCGGUUGAGACGCGACCAGUAACAAAAACGCCAACCCCGGUUGUUGCCCCGGGUGGAAAUCUUAGGAACGUAAAACAAUUCAAAGAUCUCUCUGACAAUGACCCAAAUUCUAGUCCAAAUAGGAGAUCACCGAUUGCAUUAUUUACCGGCACGGGUAACAGCCUCGGUGGUCCAAGUAGAGCUGGGCAACCGGGCGGUUCAAGGAAUAGUCGUUUGUUGGAUCAAUUUCCGCCACGAGAAAAGAAACCGCGACAGGACAUUGUUAUCAAAACGGAACCGGGAAUUAUCGAUCUUGCGGAGGAUGACGGGGAAGACUAUAUAAUCCAACAGAUUGACGUAGACCGAAUCAAGCAAGAGAGACAGGAUUCCAUUAAGAAAGAAAUUCUUGACUCGUUUGCGAAUGAUGAUAUGGAAGAAAUUAUUCUAAUUGAUGACGAGUACGAUGAUGAUGACGCCGCCGCCUCGGAACUGGUUAACCUCGAUGGAUCCCUAACGGAUACGUCUGUGAUAGAUGAGCUGUUUAGUGAGCAAGACUCGUUGAUCGACGAAUUUAAUCGGACCAAUGGGGGAGGCCGGGCAGAUCGAGAGGAAGACGAAAUCGUUGCAUGUCCAAUGUGUUCAACGAGAAUGAAGCGAUCUCAGUUGGCCGCUCAUCUGGAGCUAUGUUACUGUGUUCUACCGGGAGACGAUGAUGUCCAGGAAGCGAUUCGCAAACCAUUUGAUCCGAAUAAACCAUCUACCUCCAAAGCCGAGAGUGGUUCGAAAUCGAGUGGCAAAGAAUUGCAAGUACGCGAGGAACAACGAAAAAUUCUGCUGCAGUGCGGUUACAGCGAGUCGGAGAUUGUUAAAGCACUCGCAGCCAUGGAAGAGGAGGAAGCAUCCGAAGGAGAUAUUAGUCAGCCGACCAGCCAGAAAGCGAACGAAUCGGUUGAGAUGCAACUACUGGAUGACGGAAAUGAGAUUGACUUGACUUCGGUCGGGGAGGAAUGCGAGUGUCCCAUCUGCCGCCGUAAGGUGGAUUUCGAGCUGAUUAAUCAACAUCUGGACCAGUGCCUGGGGACGUAAUUUAAGAUAUGUUUUGAUACGUUUUUUUGACAAUACGCCUGUUUUUUUUGUUCUAAUGAAUUUUGAAGGAGUUGGUUUGCUAAAUACAACUUUUUCCUGUAAAAUGGCCAUUUUUUUCUUGUUUUAAGAAUAUAAAAAUAUGUUAGUUAUUGCAUA
Messenger RNA from Topomyia yanbarensis, 2306 nucleotides. RefSeq lists its product as uncharacterized. The transcript has 2 exons. The record is from RefSeq and is a predicted model, not a curated record. Bases 222 to 2150 code for a protein of 642 amino acids. Gene Ontology annotation, cellular component: nucleus. Lineage: Eukaryota; Metazoa; Arthropoda; Insecta; Diptera; Culicidae. Gene Ontology annotation, molecular function: single-stranded DNA binding; metalloendopeptidase activity; polyubiquitin modification-dependent protein binding. Gene Ontology annotation, biological process: DNA repair.